Pocillopora meandrina is the source of this 3411-nucleotide messenger RNA. NCBI's taxonomy places the organism in Eukaryota, Metazoa, Cnidaria, Anthozoa, Scleractinia, Pocilloporidae. The record is from the annotation of a GenBank genome assembly.
UUUGUUGUUCAUGCAGCCCAGUUAAAAGCUAUGGACAUCACAGAUGUGUUUGUGUUCUGCUCUAGUAGUGAGAUGGUCAGGUAAUCUGCUUAUAACAUAACAGAAAACAUGAACUGAAAGGGGCCAUAAAUUGUUUUACUUUUACCCAGACUAUUAAAUGUGAUUUUCCAGUCUCAUUGAUUGGAAUGAAACUUCCUCACCCUCUCUUUUGAUGUGGCCUAAAUUAAUAUGGCCCCCUUUCCCCUAGCACAGACAAUCCUUAAUUGGAGUACCAUGCAUUGCCUUUUCAGAUGCAGAGUUCCUUCUCUCAUAGAUGAGUACAGUUGGGCCGGUUUUGAAGUGCAUCAUUUCCCUGUUGAUGCAGGAGGUGUUCCAACACUGGAUGAAUGUAGCAGUAUGAUUAAGCAGUUACGGCAGUGUAUUAGUUUUGGACGUAAGACAAUUUUACAGUAAGUAUUAUAAUUAAUACUAAAUAGAAAACAAUCGUUGUUACAAGCAUGGUGGAUAUUUAUCUUGUUACUUUGCAGCUCUGUAAAUAUCCACCACAUACUUCAUCCACUUAGUGAAUAGAUGUAAAUAUUAUUGUCUUUAUUAGCCAGUGGUGCUUCUUUGGAAUUAAUUUUCAAAAAUCAAUCAAAAUGUUUCUAAACACAGUUGUCAAAGUUAUGUUACUUAGCAAAGUUGACAACUCACUUUACUAAAUCUGAAUACAGAUAUUUAGUCAACAAUUUAAUCCCAAAUCUGGUCAUUUUAACCGAUUUAAUUUGAAGCAUUAUUAUUAUUUUGAAUUCUAUUGCUUACCUCUUUCUCUUUAAAGCUGUGUGUCUGGAUUAGGAAUUUCUUGUUUAGGUAAGUUUCUUGUGUCAUUUAUACAGAAAUUUCUAUCUUUGGCCACUGAUUACUUUUUUGUUACAACUUGUUUCACCUGAGAUUGCAUUGGAAACUAAUUUGAAAAUAGCAAAGGUAACUUUUGUAUCUGUUUUUAUUAUUAUUAUUGUUAUUAUUAUUAUUAUUAUUAUCAUUAUUAUUAUUAUUAUUAUUAAAUAGAAAAUUCAAUUUCCUGCAAAAAAUAAGUAUUGACAUUGCUCAUUCUCAUAUCUGAUUACAGAAAAUGAAAGUUUAUCUUUCAGAAACUUAUCUAUUAAAAGUUGAUGUUGAGAUUUCUUGGUUCCUAUUAAUUUUAUCACUCUUCUUCUUGGCAAACCCAGAUUAUAAAAGACAAUGUAGCUUUCAACACUACUCUACAUUGAUGUAAUUUUUGCAUUCUUCUGUAUCAGUGGCAGCAAUUUUGUUGUUAAGUUUGGAUGAAACUCUGUCCCCUGAUCAUGUGAUAUCCAAGUUACGACAAAUCAGAGGUCAGAGAGCAUUUCAAACAAUCAAGGUAUGUUCAAGUGAGUUUGAUUGAAUUACACUGAGUUUAAUUUUUUUUAAGUUGAGACCACAAAUGUGGGAAGAUUUCAUAUCUAGAAAUUUUUUCAUUGCUAUUUUACCUAAAAAGUGAAUGUGAUGUGUGGUUCCAUCUGUCAGAAAUUUUGAUUAGUUGUGUGAUCAUGCAAUUAGACCCUGGCUUAAAUUAUAGCAAUAAUUAAAAAUCAAGUAUUAAUGCCCAAGUUUGUUGAUGUAGGUGUCGCAAAGCCUUCCUUUUCCUCAUCCUACAUUCUUGACUUUUGAGUCAAAACCUCCUUCUUGUGUUGUGCCCAGCCAUUGUAUACAUUGUACACUGCAAGGGGGGACCUUCUAGAGCAUUUUCAAGCAUGUUCAAAUGCUAGACAUAACCUUGUGUGUCAAUCAAUUUGAUGCUUCAACUUUCCCAUUCCAGGCAGCUGGAAUUUAAACUUUUAAGGAAAACUUUAUUAAAAUGCCUCACCCAAGUGCAGGAUUUGAUGGUCAUUUCUUUUAGAAGGCAAAAUCAGCAACUGAUAGAGAUAAAACACUUCUGUUUCAGAUCAGAGACUUGAGAUUUCCAGUUCAAAUUCUCCACCCCAGCAAGGCAAGGUUCAACUUCCCCACCCCCUGGGCAUGGACAAUGGGCAAAAGCCUGUGGGUUGCUUUGGGGGGGGGAUGUUGAAGCUUUGAAUUGAUAGAUGCAUUAUGUGAUGUUUUCUUUUGGUUUGGCUUUCUCUCAGGAAUACAACUUUGUCCUUGAGUUUCGGGACUUACACAAGGCUCAUGUUGAAAAUCAGCGGAAUUCUGUUGAAGCUGCGCCAAGAUCACUUUCAAGAUGAAAGGCAAUUAAAUAUUGAAAUAAAGUGUAAAUAAUAAUGCAUUACAUAAUUAGGAAUUUUGAAAAAAAGAUUUUUCUCAAAGUUAUAAAUACAGUGUUGUCUUGUUAUCUUGUUUGAAUAAUUCAUUACAGAACAAUUUUGAUAGAGUGUCAAAGUAAUCCAGAAUUACUGUGCUUUGUGAUUUAUUAUGCUCUCUGAUUGGUCAAAAACAUUUGCACCCCAUCUCAAACAAUCAGAUGCAAAGAUAAAACAUGGCCACAUGUUAUUCACUUGUGUUUACACGCACCUCAGGUAGUUUUUUAAGCCUCAAUUCACUCAAGUAUUUCUUGCUUUGGAAGCCUUUGGUGUGUGUUUGCUUUGAGUUCUUGUUGUUUCCAUAUAAAGUUAUAAUUACUUUGGUUUCAGUUUUGAGGGACACUCAGUUGAAAAAGGCUCUAUUCAACUGUAACAAUUUAAAACCAUGAGUCAUUUCACUGAAAUUUGUAGGGUUUAAGUUAAGAUAAACAUUAGUAUAUUUGCUUAAAAUAUAAUGGUAAUGAACUAAUUUAAAACUAAUGUAAGACAAUGUUUCUGAUAGGGAUGUUUGAAAAUGAAUUUGUUGCUGUACUUGUUAAUGGUUGUUAGCUAGAUCUUUAGAUUUAGGGACCUGUCAUUAUUCUUGGCAGGGGGGGUGGGGAUGAGAGGAUUUUGGUUGUGUCCUAAUCAAGUUUACCUGAUUAUCCCCUAAGGCUCUGUAGUGUUCUAAUGUUCCACCUUAAUUGGCAGUCAAUUUUCUAUAGUCUCCCUGUAUACUCUGUUAGCAACCAUUGAUCCCAUUGCUGUUCCCCCUGAAGACCAUGUAGCUCUCUCAAAAUCCUCCCACCCCACCCCACCCCACCAGGCAAGAGUAUCGGAUGUAUUGUUGUAUUACGUCUUUUGAAAUGCGACGUUUAGAGUUUGAUUUCGUUGUAUAUAUGUUCAACAUCUUACGCAUGACAUGUUCUGUUCUGCUUAACUCAGUAGUGAUGAUGAACAGGAAGGAAAUGGAAGACAUUCAUUUUGACGUGUUUUUAACCAGUUACUAUCACACAAAUAAACAGUUAUUGUUACUGAUAAAGUAAAGUAGUUUUAAAGCUUGAUAUCGAAAACACAUGGGAAAAAAUGUGUAGAUCAGUUGUGUUAAUCUGCUUUGUAGCUGGAUAAGGCG